UCUUAAAAGAGCAGGUCAAUCAUCAGCCGUUGCAAUGCGUCUCGAUGGAACCUCGCUCUAAAUACCUAUACAUGUACGUAGGUCGGCUUAGAAAAGGUACCGAUUAUAUACCAAUGUGGCCUCGGACAGGUAUGUCGGUAAGCAGCCAUAAGUACCUAGGUUAGGUACUUACAUACCUACUUACCUUGAACUUACACGCUCACAUAUGCCUCUUACGGUCCUGCUCAUGAACAUUCUAUCUCCUAAGCGCUCACGCGAUCAGGCUUCUAAAGCGCGCCUAUUCGCUACAGUUCAGCCCUUGAAGCCUAGAUUGCAGGAUAAAGUAUCUUAUAUUGCCAAUAUGGCUCGAGAUGGUCGUCAAUCUUAUGCCGGCACAUUGGGUGCUUCCUAUCCCGGCUAAUCAUGUUCAGGGGAUGGCAUCUUCAUACAAUAUUUAUAACGUCUUGAUAAUGACAUCUUGGCAUUAUCCAUACGAUACGCCUAGCGAUCUCCAAUCCCACUAUAUCGAGUCAGGUGUCGUAUUCGCGUGCUAGCCGUGUAACCCAAGUUCCAGAAACAUCUCUUGGGAAGCGCCGGCGGAUCGACGUAGGCGCUUGCAUACAACAUCGGGGUCCUUUAAUAUCAAGCAGUUUGUCAAUGGAUUCUUGGGCUCUUGGUCGUUCUUGGAGUUGCUUGAAGCUUUGACCGAGUGCCGUUCUAGCCAUAUAACUCGCCAUGGUGUCUUGGACUCUGGUAAGAAUUAGCCUUGGGCUAGCACUGUUGGCAAAGGGGUGGACACAGACAAUUGUCGUGAACAAUCAGGUUAUUUUGGCCGAUGCGUCUAGUGUUGCGCCUGCUUUCGCUUUCUUCAAUGCCUCGUCUUCUAAUGCGACUGCGGAUCUCUUCCCUGGAGAGACCAAGCAACUCACUCAUGAUGUCUUGGCGAAUCUCACCAAGCUGAGCCUGACCAACUCGGUUCUCUUCAGGUUUCCAGACCCUAAGGCUCCGAUUCGAACGCCCGAGGACUGCAAAAACUUCCCCGGGGACUCUGCCAUGUUCCCAGGGACCGUCACAACUACUGUGUUCAACCUGUUGCUAGGCGGCUCUCUCAUACAUACUAGGCCAUUCGCUUCUCCUUGUUUCCCGGACUUUCAGAAUCAGAAUAGCACAACAUGUGCUGAAAUCACUUCGAAUUGGUUUAAUAACUCUUAUAUCCACACAGAUGAUCCUACCUCUAUCAAUGCGAUAUUGUUUCAGGGCACAACUUGUGUUCCCAGCGUAGUCAAUCCAUGGGCUACACACUGUUCUCUCGGAUCAUACCCGACAUUAUCCGUCAAUGUUAGUACUGUUGCUCAGGUUCAGUUGGCGAUCAAUCUGGCCAGGAACCUGAAUAUCCGGCUCGUCAUCAAGAAUACGGGCCAUGAUUUCUCAGCAAAGUCAACCGGUGCUGGAUCUUUGUCACUCUGGACUCAUAAUUUGAAAGACAUUCGAUUUUAUGACUCUUAUCAAGAGGGAUCUUAUAAAGGUCCGGCGUUUAAGAUGGGAUCAGGUGUUCAGGUUUUCGAAGCUUACAGAGCUGCUCGUGAGAAAAAUGUCACUAUUGUCGGUGGUGAAGGAAGAACAGUUGGCAUUACUGGAGGCUAUAUCCUAGGUGGUGGACACUCCCCUCUGUCAAGCAUCUACGGCAUGGGUUCGGAUCAAGUUCUUUCUAUGGAGGUUGUCACUGCAGACGGCCAGUUCUUAACCGCUAGCGAGACUUCAAAUCCAGAGCUGUUCUGGGCUCUUCGCGGGGGCGGAGGAUCGACGUUCGGAGUUGUAACCUCUAUGGUUAUCAAGGCAUUCCCUAAGAUACCAGUUACUACACUGACUUUCGUCCUAUCUACGGGAACGGAUGUACUAGUGGAUCAAUUCUGGCAGACUUUGCGGGCGUACUUCCAAGACUUCAUCAAGUAUACUGACGCAGGGAUGUAUUCAUAUUUCUCUCUCAAUGCCCUGAGUGGGAACUAUGUGUGGACCAUGCAGCCAUGGUUCGGACCAAACCUGACAAAGACCCAGUUUGAAGAGAUCACAGCGCCAUUCUGGAAUGCUACGCGCAUUAUAGGCGUCGACUUGAAACCGGUGUACAAGGAGUAUGACGAUUUCUACGAGGCAUGGGAUGAAAGCUUCCCCCUCGAGUCAUGGGGCACGAACCUACAACGCCCGGGGAGUCGGUUAUUCCCUAGGGAAAAUUGGGAAAAUCAAACCAAACUCUCCGAAACUUUUGAAGCAAUCCGUUAUGUUGUUGAUAGUGGCGGCUAUGUGCUCGGUUUCAAUGUUGCCCCAAAUCCCAAGGGAGGAUACCCGGAUAGUGCAGUCAACCCCGCAUGGAGGAAAGCGGUUUUGCAUGCGGUUGAUGCUGUGACGUGGACUCAAGACAUGUACCCGGAGCAGAUCCAGUUCUGGAGCAGUAUUCUCACCUACGACUGGAGCCCUCUCUGGCGAUACGUCAGUCCGGGUUCUGGCGCUUACCUGUCCGAGUCCGAUUAUAUCGAGCCUGAUUUCCAGCAUUCGUUCUGGGGCGACAAGUAUGAACGCUUAUACCAACUGAAGAAAAAGCUCGACCCUUGGGAUGUCUUUUACGCACAGAACGCAGUGGGGUCUGAAGACUUUCAGAUGUCGGAAAACGUGUUUGGAAUUUUGCCGUCGCAGAACAGUAGAUUGUGUCGUAGGAAACCAGGUCCGGUAAAGCAAUGAAGGGCUGUGAAUAAUUUGGAGGACAUUACUCGGAUGUUCUUGUGCUGCUAUUCUCUAGUGACGUCUCUACUUACGGUCUAGCAAUGCACCGGACUUCCAGCGCAGCUAUAUUCAUUCUGUCAUUUUUAUAUGGAUCAUGACCUGAGUGCGAACAGACCCUUGCAUUUUAAGAUGCUUACGAGCGUUGACGACGAGUAGGAUGGGAGGUAAAGAAAGGGUAUGAUUAAUCCGAGACCCGUCUAGAGAUACCUACCGUGAUAUGCAUAUAUGGGCUAGGUCAAUGUGCCCAGUUGAGCCCAGUCUACAUCCAUAUACCCGU
This is a messenger RNA of Xylaria bambusicola, 3031 nucleotides long. RefSeq names its product FAD binding domain-containing protein. Lineage: Eukaryota; Fungi; Ascomycota; Sordariomycetes; Xylariales; Xylariaceae. Gene Ontology annotation, molecular function: FAD binding; oxidoreductase activity. The transcript is spliced from 11 exons. The record is from RefSeq and is a predicted model, not a curated record. The coding region runs from base 715 to 2712 and encodes 665 amino acids.